GCGCGCGGCGGCUCAGUCGGGCCGAGGAUGGUGCAGUGGAGGGGAGCGCUGUGCCGUAGCUGAGUCGACCGCACGCGCCGGAGGAGGGUGGACGUGUGGGCGGCGCUCAGAGCCACAGUCCUGCCGGUGACUGCUGCGGAACACCACCGCCCGACGGCAGGAGUGGGCGUCGGCAGCUGAACACGUCACCUCCCCACCGUAGCCGACCUUGACUCCGCUGACGUCAUCAUGCAGACUACACUGACCUCUCUGCUUUGGUCGUUGCCACCUCGGCCGUCGCCAGAGCUCAGAAUCCACCUCUGCCCGUCAAAAGUCCUGUCACGGACGUGCGGAUUGAGUGCAACAGCAACGACAUCAUCGUGUCCAUCUUCACCAGCAACGCCUUCAACGGCAUGAUAUACCCCAAGGGCCUCUCGAAGAACUCGUCUUGCAUGACUGAGUACACGUCCAAGGCAGCCCCGGUUCAGUACAAGCUGCCGCUCCGCAGCUGUAACACCAUGAGUAUUGAAGAGGAUCAAGACAUCGAGUACUUCAACACCAUUGUGGUGCAGCCGCAUCGGAAACUGGUGACAAACCAAGGACGCGGUUACCAUAUUCGCUGCAAGUACCAGACCAGGGAGAAGGCCGUGGGCACGAACUUCAACGUUAGCGGCGAGUUUCCAGAGCUGCGCGAUGGAGCGAGCCAGCUGGGCACCACUCCGCUGACAGCCACCGCCCCCAUGCCGAGCUGCACCAUGCGCAUCUACUCCAACUCCGAGGAGAAGACGGUGGCAGAGAACGUCAAGAUCGGCGACCCGCUGACGCUGGACAUCGCCAUCGACGAUCAGGACAUCUACGGCCUGAAGGCGGUCGACUGUAUCGUGCGCGACGGGCUCGGCUGGGGCGAACAGCCCCUCAUCAACAAGGAGGGCUGCCCAGUCGACUAUGAGAUUAUGGGGCCGUUCACCUACAGCGAGAGCAAGACCAGCGCCAAGGUCAACUUCCAGGCGCACAAGUUUCCCUACACGGCGUCGGUUUACUACCAGUGCAACGUUCGGCUGUGUUUGAAGCACACUGGAGGAUGCGACGAUGUGCCCCCCGUCUGCGCGGACGGCACGAACCUGCGCCGCCGCCGCCGCGCCGUGGAGAACGCCACCGUCACCGACCUGGAGACGGACGAGGAGCCCGUCAUAGAGGUGUUCAGCGGCCUCUACGUCAACGAGGGCGAGGAGCUGCCCGAGGACGACCCCGCCAACCGGCCGUCGCGGAGAGACCUGGAUGAUGACGACAUCCUCUGCAUCUCACCGCGGACGUUCGCCAUCGCCAUCGCCAUCGUCGGCCUGCUGCUGAUGAUCGCCGUCGUCGUGGCCAUCAUGGUCAUCAUCAGCCGCCGCCGCCGCCGCAAGGAUCUCUCCACCACGGGCAGCUCCAUCUACUCCGGCCCCUACACUAACACCGCUUACUCGCACUCCAGCUGAGCGGCGCGGUCGGCGGACGUAACGCCAUCUAUACAAGUGGCUGGCGUCGUCUAUAUAGAUGGCGCUAGUGCGGAAGACUGCCGCGCAGGUGGCAUCAGUGUGACGGGCGGCGGCGCGCUGUUCGCGUCGACCUCCGAAGCGUGCGUGGAUGCCCGCUCUCGUCUGCGUGUCGUGUCUCUUGAAUAACGGAGCCCAGACAGGGGUUCAACGUCGGCGUGGGUGUCACGUCACGUGCCCUGCGCCGGUCGUUUGUCGUCAACCGGUGGCUGGCCUGCGCGGACUGGCCACUGGCUGACGCACGCGAACGGUCAUCUCUUCCGUGUGUGGAUGGGGUGCGUUUGCUCCCAGCUGGGCUCCCUCGUUCUCGAGACACCGCUGAAUGUCCUGACGAAGUGCCGCUGUUGUGAGUUGGCGGUUGUGCCGGCAGGUCGGACCUGCGCUUGCUCUCUGGCCGGCGAUACUCAUGGCGGUGAACAGGGACAAUGGCCUCUGCCAUCGAAUGACAGUGAAACUGUUAAAUUGCGUUGGAUAAGUUCGAUGAUGCGUACGUAAUGGGGAAUAUGUGUGAUGAAAGGCGCUACAGUAUUUAGCCACUGCUGGAAUGACCGAAAUACAAUUUUUGGUGGCAUUUAAUCAUAUUCUUUCGCCCCUAAAUAUCUCAAGGACGAUUGCGGGACGUCGUCUGCUAAAUCAGACACUGUUACUGUUCUCAUGUUCUUUGUUUACGCAUGUACGCCAAAGAACGGGCAUCGAAGAGCGAAAGAACAUUCGCCGCUCCUGUAGUUGUCUCACUGUAGAUAUUCAUUUGCCUAAUAUGUUGAAUAAACGAUUUGCCCUUUU
Molecule: messenger RNA, 2297 nt
Organism: Pollicipes pollicipes
Lineage: Eukaryota; Metazoa; Arthropoda; Thecostraca; Pollicipedomorpha; Pollicipedidae
Gene: pio
Product: zona pellucida domain-containing protein piopio
Exons: 9
Coding region: 393-1457 (354 amino acids)
Source: RefSeq, a predicted model, not a curated record